Messenger RNA from Capra hircus (goat), 5075 nucleotides. RefSeq names its product RNA binding motif protein 15 (gene RBM15). Gene Ontology annotation, molecular function: mRNA binding. Gene Ontology annotation, cellular component: nucleus. The transcript has 2 exons. Bases 1843 to 4731 code for a protein of 962 amino acids. The record is from RefSeq and is a predicted model, not a curated record. Lineage: Eukaryota; Metazoa; Chordata; Mammalia; Artiodactyla; Bovidae. Gene Ontology annotation, biological process: regulation of alternative mRNA splicing, via spliceosome.
GAUUUAUGGGGUCGCAAAGAGUCGGACAUGACUGAGCGACUGAACUGAAACAGUUUUCAGUCUCUAAAAGUUUCAAAGUUUAGGUUUCAGUUUGGGGGACCUAGUUACCUCAAAAGAUGUCAUGUUUAAAAACAUGUCACAUUGUCUCCUACAGAUAGAAUCUUGAGAGAUGCAGUUGAAGAAAGGAUCUAUACAAGAAUCCCUUUUCCUCUGCCCAGAGGACUUGAGGAGGAAUGCAUAAAAGCUUAGCCCUGUGAUGAACUCAGCACUACCUCCCUUCAUCGGACAGAAACUGUACCUUUUCUCAACUCGGUAUCACCAGCACCCCACACAAGAGCUUUACUGUCUGACACAAUGAAGGUCUAUGGAAAGAAAUUUGGGUUUUAAAGCGGCGAAUGAUUUUCAGAGUCAAAAGAGAUGGACUUAGAUAGCAAGGUGGCUGUUCUACCCUGUUCUGAAGGUGAGGGCACGUACAAGAAACCACAGGAAAAAACGUGACACAUCUGCAGGGAGCAAAGUACAUUCAUUUCAUUCGAUUAUUUACCAGGGAAGGUUGUUAACAUAUAAAAAUCUAACGCAGCUAUAUUAUCGGACGACAAAACCCGAAAUCUACGUGAAUUUGCAACAUAAAUCAGGAAGCCCAGACUCGUCCGUCGUGGCCCGAGUCCCCACCCUGCCUAUAGGAGUCGAAACUGGAAGCUUCAGUCUCUCUUUUUCCUAGGUUACCCCAGGACACUCGGGCGGGAAUGAAUCGCACCGAGCAGUGCCGUCUUCCAGCCUGGGCUAAGCACCGGCUCCAGAGCUGCGGGACCCCAAAGGCCUGAGCUCGGCUUACGACCCGCCCCGCCCCGGGCCGUUAGUGUGACCCGGCCCUUCCUGAACUGUGAACCUGGCCCUACCGGCGCCGCGGGCCCCAGAGCGCUUUCCUGCGUACGGUGGGUGGGGCUUUUAAAGGCCGUUCACGCAAAGGCCAACGGCGCUAAGAUGGUGUCCGCUGGGCGCCCCGGGACGGUUUCCUGAAGGAUUCGCGGGCCCAGCGGUGGGAGGGAAGAGGCAGAAGUCCAGCGCCUGGUCUCACACAGGUAGGAGGUAGGGAGCCUAUAAGUUCUGAGGUCCGAGGGCCAAACCCCAACCAAGUACGCCGUGGGAGCGAACAAAUGUUGGAAAGGAAAACGCCGAACGCAGAAAGGCGGAACUGUCUCAUGGUCACCAUUUCGCGACGUCUAAGUGACUGACGUCGCACAGCAAGCACGUAUUCUGCUCUUUCACCUUCAGACAGCCUCCUCAUUGUAAGAGCCUACGCCUUUAAGCGAGUGAUGGACAGUUAUUUCGGCCUAUCAACUUCAUCAUCAACAUCCAAUCAGAUUUAAACUUCUUUCAGCCGCCGGAGGAGUUGGAAGAAAGGCAUCGAAAGAGGGAGCUUUCUCUCUCUCGCGAGAUCGCUGUGAGCCGGCCUCUCAGAAAAAAAAAAAAUGCUAGAACAUAUGGCCUGACUUCCCAAAUAGUAGGUUAAAGGACGGGGUCAUAAACCAAUGAAAGUUAUGAGGAGGCGGGAUCACUGCUUUCUCCCCGCAAGAAGUACCGUUAGAGGGCAGACUUUUUGUCCAAUCAACGCCUCCAGACUUUGGGUCAGGUGACCGUCGAGUGCAAGGGGCGGAGCUACAGUCUGGCGCGAGGAACCGUUAAGAUGGACAACGAAUAUAACCAAUGAGGUACUCUGACUAGGGCGUUGAGAACCCAAUAACAGUGGUUGGGCGGGCGCCUUCCCGGAGCGCGGGGAGAUGUAAAGACAGACAAAUAGUUUUCCCAAUGAGACUGUAGAAGAGCGGAGCUAAUUGACCAAUGAAGACUGCGGGGCGGGACCCUCUGCCGCGGCAGAGUCCAAGAUGGCGGCGUGCGGUUCCGCUGUGUGAAACCAGCGCGGGGCGGCGGGUUAGUCAGUUCCGCGGAGAAGAUCUCCGACGCCCCGCUACCAUGAAGGGAAAAGAGCGCUCUCCGGUCAAGCCGAAACGCUCCCGUGGUGGUGAGGAUUCGACUUCCCGCGGGGAGCGGAGCAAGAAGUUAGGGGGCUCUGGUGGCAGCAAUGGGAGCAGCAGCGGAAAGACCGACGGCGGCGGCGGGUCGCGGCGCAGCCUUCAUCUGGACAAGUCUAGUAGCCGAGGUGGUAGCCGCGAGUACGACACUGGAGGGGGCAGCUCCAGUAGCCGCUUGCAUAGUUACAGCUCCCCAAGCACCAAAAAUUCCUCGGGCGGGGGCGAGUCGCGCAGCAGCUCCCGGGGUGGAGGCGGGGAGUCACGUUCCUCUGGGGCCGCCUCUUCGGCUCCUGGCGGCGGCGAUGGCGGGGAAUACAAGACACUGAAGAUAAGCGAGUUGGGGUCCCAGCUGAGUGACGAAGCAGUGGAGGACGGAUUGUUUCACGAGUUUAAACGCUUCGGUGAUGUAAGUGUCAAAAUCAGUCAUCUCUCGGGUUCUGGCAGCGGGGAUGAGCGAGUAGCCUUUGUGAACUUCCGGCGGCCAGAGGACGCGCGGGCGGCCAAGCAUGCCAGAGGCCGCCUAGUGCUCUAUGACCGGCCUCUGAAGAUAGAAGCUGUGUAUGUGAGCCGGCGCCGUAGCCGCUCCCCUUUAGACAAAGAUUCCUAUCCUCCUUCAGCCAGUGUGGUCGGGUCCUCUGUAGGUGGUCACCGGCACCCCCCUGGAGGAGGUGGUGGAGGCCAGAGAUCACUUUCCCCUGGUGGUGCAGCCUUGGGAUACAGAGACUACCGGUUGCAGCAGUUGGCCCUUGGCCGCCUGCCCCCUCCACCUCCGCCACCACUGCCCCGAGACCUGGAGAGAGAGCGAGACUACUCGUUCUAUGAGAGAGUGCGCCCAGCCUACAGUCUUGAGCCAAGGGUGGGAACUGGAGCAGGUGCCGCUCCUUUCAGAGAAGUAGAUGAGAUCUCACCCGAGGAUGAUCAGCGAGCUAACCGGACGCUUUUCUUGGGCAACCUAGACAUCACUGUGACAGAGAGUGAUCUAAGAAGGGCUUUUGACCGUUUCGGAGUCAUCACAGAGGUAGACAUCAAGAGGCCUUCUCGGGGCCAGACCAGUACCUAUGGCUUUCUCAAAUUUGAAAAUCUAGAUAUGUCUCACCGGGCCAAACUAGCGAUGUCUGGCAAAAUUAUCAUUCGGAAUCCUAUUAAAAUUGGCUAUGGCAAAGCUACACCGACCACCCGCCUUUGGGUAGGUGGCCUGGGUCCUUGGGUGCCUCUUGCUGCCCUGGCACGGGAGUUUGACCGGUUUGGCACCAUACGCACCAUUGACUACCGCAAAGGUGAUAGUUGGGCAUAUAUCCAGUACGAAAGCCUGGAUGCAGCUCAUGCUGCCUGGACCCAUAUGAGGGGCUUCCCACUUGGUGGCCCAGAUCGUCGCCUUAGAGUAGACUUUGCAGACACAGAACAUCGUUACCAGCAGCAAUAUCUGCAGCCUCUGCCGUUAACUCAUUAUGAACUGGUGACAGAUGCUUUUGGACACCGGGCACCAGACCCUUUGAGGGGUGCUCGGGAUAGGACACCACCCUUACUGUACAGAGAUCGUGAUAGGGACCUUUAUCCUGACUCUGAUUGGGUUCCACCCCCACCCCCAGUCCGUGAACGCAGCACUCGGACUGCAGCUACGGCUGUGCCUGCUUAUGAGCCACUGGAUAGCCUGGAUCGCAGGCGGGAUGGCUGGUCGUUGGACCGGGACAGAGGUGACCGAGAUCUGCCCAGCAGCAGAGACCAACCUAGGAAGCGAAGGCUGCCUGAGGAGAGUGGGGGUCGGCAUCUGGAUAGGUCCCCAGAGAGUGACCGUCCACGAAAACGUCAUUGCGCGCCUUCUCCUGACCGCAGUCCAGAAUUGGGCAGUACCCGGGAUCGCUACAAUAGCGACAACGAUCGAUCUUCCCGUCUUCUCUUGGAAAGGCCAUCUCCAAUCAGAGACCGACGAGGUAGUUUGGAGAAGAGCCAGGGUGACAAGCGAGACCGUAAAAACUCCGCAUCAGCUGAACGGGAUAAGAAGCACCGGACAACUGCUUCCACGGAGGGUAAAAGCCCUCUGAAAAAAGAAGAUCGGCCUGAUGGGAGUGCAUCCAGCACCAGCACUGCUUCAUCGAAGCUGAAGUCCCCUUCCCAGAAACAGGAUGGGGGGACCGCCCCUGCAGCAGCAGCAUCUCCCAAACUCUGUUUGGCCUGGCAGGGCAUGCUUCUGUUGAAGAACAGCAACUUUCCUUCCAACAUGCAUCUGUUGCAGGGUGACCUCCAGGUGGCUAGUAGUCUUCUUGUGGAGGGCUCAACUGGAGGCAAAGUGGCCCAGCUCAAGAUCACUCAGCGUCUUCGUUUGGACCAGCCCAAGUUGGAUGAAGUAACGCGACGCAUCAAAGUGGCAGGGCCCAAUGGUUAUGCUAUUCUUCUGGCUGUGCCUGGAAGUUCUGAUAGCAGGUCGUCUUCUUCCUCAGCCACAUCAGACACUGCCACCUCUACUCAGAGGCCACUUAGGAACCUCGUGUCCUACUUAAAGCAAAAGCAGGCCGCUGGGGUGAUCAGCCUCCCUGUGGGGGGCAACAAAGACAAGGAAAACACCGGAGUCCUUCAUGCCUUUCCACCCUGUGAGUUCUCCCAGCAGUUCCUGGAUUCCCCUGCCAAGGCACUGGCCAAAUCUGAAGAAGAUUACCUGGUCAUGAUCAUUGUCCGUGCAAAACUGGUGAACAACGGAUGAAGACAUGGAAUUCAAAGCUCUAAUGGACCUUUUUGAAGAGAAGUUGUGGCUUAUGUGAAGUUUACAUGGGCCUCUUGAUGGAAGAAAGCUAAUCUGUUUAGUAUUUGUGCAUUUUACUAAAAUGGCAGCUUAAAGUUGUGUAUCUGCUAUUGUGAUGCCAAUGCCGGUGUUUUAAGUGGAAAAAAAAAUGACCUUGCUUUGUGCUGUGUACACAAGAUUUCUGGAAAAGAAAAACCCUUUUUAUGGCUCACACAGCUUAAAAGUAGCUGUCACUCAAACGUGCGCUCACAGUUGAGCUGCUUUUGUUUUAUUCUAAAUAAAUUGUUUCUUUUGAGGAAAAUGUU